Molecule: messenger RNA, 633 nt
Organism: Lactuca saligna
Lineage: Eukaryota; Viridiplantae; Streptophyta; Magnoliopsida; Asterales; Asteraceae
Source: the annotation of a GenBank genome assembly
AUGUCAAAGAAUCAACUCUAUGAUAUCAUGUCCCGGAUGAAGAACCAGGAUCAAGCGAGACAAAUCUUGAUUCAAAACCCUUUACUCACUAAAGCUCUCUUUCAGGAAGCUGAUAUAGUUGUUGAAGACCAGCCAAGAUCACCUAUACUAGGGGUGAGUUUAUUGCAUGCUAAUAAUAAAGAAAAAGUGGAAGUAGGAGGAAUUGGCGAGAAAGGGACCCCACAAGUUGAUAGUAGUCCAUUACCAUUGGUUAAAAAAUGUUCUCUACUUAUUCUAUUCGUUCAUCUGGAAAGAGGGAGGAACCCUAAAUCUGAUAAGGAAGAAAAUAUUUAUCCGAGGGUAUUCUUGUCAUUUGUGCUUAACAGACCAAAUCCACAGGUCAUUGUGUCUUGGAACGGACUUGUAGUUUCAUCAUUUGCUAAAGCAUCCAAGAUCCUCAACAACGAACCUGAUGUAACAAAAUUCAAUUUUCCUGUUGCUGGAACUGAUCCACAGGAGUACAUGGAGGUUGCAAAGAGAUCUUUGGUGUUCAUAAAGGAAAAUCUUUACGACUCCCAAUCUAGAAGGCUGCAACACAGUUUCAGGAAAGGACCUUCAAAAGCUCCAGGAAUCUUGGAUGAUUUAGCAUCUUGA